GGCACUCUGCCUCCACACGCUACAGCCACCAAACGCGUUUUGUUAUGCGGGCCGUCACUGAAGUUGAGAUCAGAACCGUCGGUACGGCAGCGUAACCGAUGACACUUCUGAGCGAUAUUAUGGAGAAACAAGCCAAAUUACUAUCAUCGAAGCUUUUGCUGAAGCGCAGACAGGUGGAAGUUCUUCUUAAUCGCAGUGUUUUGGCGUGGAAGGACGCUGAGAAGAGCAGCAAAGGAAGAUCUGAUAUCAGCAACAUUUCUGAAACAGCUCACAGCCAUGCCGUUCUGGUGUGUGAAAUAGUGGCUGUCCGCAAGACGGAAGAAGGCGACCAAGACGACACAGAGACCAGGAGGAGUCAGAAAAAAACAAAGCAGCACUCUGAGCAGUAUCCACAUGCAUUUACAGUUUCCUAUGUGAGGAGGACAAGGCAGCACCAGUGGCGGUGUAGCAAUGUCACCUUCCACUGCGCCAAUCAGGGACUUUGUGAGCAGUGGAUCCAAGUUAUCAAUGAGCAGCUAUCAUUUCUCCCCAACCGGCCGAAGAGCCUCCUGGUGUACAUCAAUCCCUACGGAGGGAAGCGGCUCGGGAAGCGUAUUUACGAGCAGAAGGUGGCUCCACUGUUUCGCCGCGCCUGCAUCUUGGCCGACGUGAUUGUUACAGAGCGUGCUAAUCAUGCCAGAGACCACUUGAAAACAGAGGCCAAUCUAGAUAAAUAUGAUGGGGUGGUUUGUGUGGGUGGAGAUGGAAUGUUCAGUGAGAUCCUGCACGGGUUAGUCACCAGGACCCAAACGGACCAAGGGGUGGACCAGAACCAAUCAGAUGCUGACUUGGUGCCGUGCUCUCUACGCAUAGGGAUCAUCCCAGCAGGGUCCACUGACUGUAUCUGCUUUGCCACAGUGGGAACCAACGAUCCAGUUACUUCUGCUUUACACAUCAUUGUGGGUGAUUCCCAGCCCAUGGAUGUGUGUUCAGUUCAUCACAACAACAACUUCCUCAGAUACUCUGUCUCAUUGCUUGGCUACGGUUUCUAUGGGGAUGUCCUGACAGAGAGCGAGAGGAAGAGAUGGCUGGGCCCCGCUAGAUAUGACCUGUCAGGAGUUAAAACCUUUCUGAGUCACCACUACUAUGAAGGCACCAUCUCAUUCCUCCCUGCUGAGGACAACAUGGGAAACCCCAGGGACAAGCUGCAGUGUCGAUCCGGGUGCCGCGUCUGUCAGCACAAGCCCUCAUCAAAGGACACGCACUGCAAGAUGUCAGAAGGGAAGGAAAAGUCUGAUAAAGAUGGUAGCAGGAGUUGGAGUGAGAUCCGUGGAAAGUUCAUCGCCAUCAAUGCUGCCAGUAUGAGCUGUGCAUGUCCCCGUAGUCCCAAAGGCCUGUCGCCCUCCGCCCACCUCGCUGACGGCACCACAGACCUCAUCCUGGUCAGGAAGUGUUCCCGACUGGACUUCCUCAGACACCUUCUUCGACACACCAACAAAGAGGACCAGUUUGACCACUCAUUUGUGGAAGUCCACCGAGUGCAGAAGUUCCGUUUCCAGCCGCGGCACUAUGAGCUGGUUUCCCUGGAGGACCUGAGCGAGCCUCAAAAGAAGACAAGCUUCAGUCCCAUAUGCUCCACCGCCACAACCUGCAACUACACCUCUGCCCACAGCAGCUGGAACUGCGACGGGGAGAUCCUGCCUCACACUGCCAUCCAAGUCAGUGUCCAGUGCCAGUUGAUCCGGCUGUUUGCCCGUGGUAUCGAGGAGCAGCAGCAGUGUGUGUCUGAAGACUCUUGUACACUGUGGGCCCUGGAGCCAGGCAUGCGCUAGUCAGUGGAUUGAGAGCUGGACGGGACGUUUAGCUGCUAGAAGACAAAAAACUGAGUUGCACUUGGCAAUAUUUUCCUAAAGAAAUUCAGUUUAAAUCCCAAAUGCUGGCGUCUCAUCCAUCCUUAGUGUGUUCACCUAAAUGAAACAUGUGGGAAGUCUUCACACACAAGAAGUGAUGGAAUGAAACUCACAGAUGUGGUCCAACAAGAAGAUAAAAAAACUGCCAUUACCAGCCUUUAAAAAGGAAAAAAUGGAGUUCCAAAUAGAUCAUCACAUGAUUUCUGCCUCCUGAAGACAGUAAAAUUCAAUCUCCUUGCUGCCAUUUGGGGCAAAAUUGCCUCAUACAGCUUCAAUAAACUGAAAUAUGAUAUGCUACAGCUGCUAGUUUUAGUGCUGCCACAUUCAAACACAACUUUCCACUUUUUCUUUUUAUCUGUACUUUUUUUGAAAAAUGAAGAUGUUGAAGCUCAGAGGAUCUCAAGAAGCCUGGGUGUUCCACACAGUCAGAUGAAACAGGACUGAACUGGACUGAGCUGGACUCAGCCACGACAGUCAGUAAAAGGUUUUUACUGUACACAGCCAUGAAGGAGAACAAAGCCAAGGAGAUACAGCUUUGUUAGAAGGAUGAAGAAAAAUGCUUGUCAAGUACACUGAUUUAAACUUAAAAUGCAACAACAACAACAACAAUAAACUCACAUGCACCUCAUCUUUCCUUUAGGGGAAGAAAUAGGGGGGCAAAAAAACAUUUCAUCUGUGACCCAGGUGAAAGACGAUAUGAGCCAGGGACACUAAUCAAAAGAGCUGAAUAGCCUGCUAAUACACUAACAGGACCCUGGUGGCUUCUGGGUAAUAAGGCAAAGUGAUUACUAAGUGAUUUGGUGUGUCUCAGCACUGCUGCGCCGCACCUGUGGCUCUGAGCUCUGCUCCUUUCUGGCUAAAAAACAGUUCAAUAACAGUUCACCUGGGAUUAGUCUGAAUUGUACAUUAUUAAUGUUAUUAAAGAUAAUCUGUUGUGCAGCUCUGAAAUUAUCCAGGUUUAGCUCCUUUUAGUAGCAGGUCAAGCUGGUCUUGAUGUGUCUGGAGUAAAGGUCAAAGAAGCAGUUUUGUUUUUCGGUGUAAAUUUUGCUGAAGGAUCUAUUUUUGCUACUCCUGCAUUGAUAAAACUGCAUUAAACAGCGUAUCAUAUGUUAGGAUAAGUUGUGUGUGUGUGUGUGUGUGUGAAGGGUUAAGUGUCUCUCACAAUUCCUUUAGUUGUUGGAGUGUUUGUGAAGGUGACAAUGUGAUGAGUUAGCUCUGUCACAGUUAGCCUCACAACUGCCAUUUUGCAGAAGCUCUCUCACUGCAGCCAACACAGCGCUAACACAAGCACCUAUAGACGAGCACAUACACACACUCACCCUUUCUAUCUUUCUAUAAUGGAUGUUUCUGAUGUUCAGUCUCGUUCUGUCUCACACUCACUCAUACACACACACACACACACAAACACACACACACCUUAACUUUUAACACCAUAAAAGCAUCCUCUCCUCUUUGAAUCCUCUCCAACUCUGUUAAUACCGAGCCUGGAUGUCUAUAAUGUUUCACCUUCAGCGCUCACUUUUGUCAACUCAUGAUGUUCUUUCAAAGAGUCGGAUGCUUUUAAACUCUCACUCUGUCACACACAUGCACACACACACACACACACACACACACACACACACACACACACACACACACACACACACUCCAAUGUACAUGCAGUUACAUGCAGAAACUGUGCUGUGAUUGUUUCCAGCUAUGAGCAAACAGAUUUGAAAAGCUAAAGAAUUUAGUGAUUUAUGACUGACAUUGCAAAUAUUUAUUUUUUAAUUCAGUCAUGCUGUGUUCUCCAUAUUUCAGGAAAUGCAGAAAUAAGCUGUGAUGUGAGUAGAUAUGUGAUUCAUAUGAU
This is a messenger RNA of Thunnus maccoyii (southern bluefin tuna), 3738 nucleotides long. RefSeq names its product ceramide kinase (gene cerk). Gene Ontology annotation, molecular function: kinase activity. The coding region runs from base 99 to 1811 and encodes 570 amino acids. The transcript has 13 exons. NCBI's taxonomy places the organism in Eukaryota, Metazoa, Chordata, Actinopteri, Scombriformes, Scombridae. The record is from RefSeq and is a predicted model, not a curated record.